Harpegnathos saltator (Jerdon's jumping ant) is the source of this 3792-nucleotide messenger RNA. RefSeq names its product Krueppel-like factor 6. Gene Ontology annotation, biological process: regulation of transcription by RNA polymerase II. The transcript has 6 exons. The record is from RefSeq and is a predicted model, not a curated record. Gene Ontology annotation, molecular function: DNA-binding transcription factor activity, RNA polymerase II-specific; RNA polymerase II cis-regulatory region sequence-specific DNA binding. Lineage: Eukaryota; Metazoa; Arthropoda; Insecta; Hymenoptera; Formicidae. Bases 744 to 1877 code for a protein of 377 amino acids.
AGCAGCAGCAGCAUCACCACCACCACCACCACCACCACCAGCACCGCACCAGCAACGAAAGCAAUAGCUCACCCUCGUUGCCGUAACGACGAGGGAGCAAGAAAGAGAGAGAUACAUAGAGAGAGAGACUGAGAGAGAGAAAGAGAGAGAGAGAGAGCUUUUGGACGUGUAGUGCGCGCGCGUUCACGGAAGCCGGAACGAACUGCGGGAACGGACUGCUCCGGGAAGUGGUGUGGCUGUACGUCAGGUCGGCUCGCCUCGCAGCCUCGACCGUGUCCCUUAAAUCGCGAUCGCAGCGCGAUCGUUCUUCCUGUUAUCGUGUUAUCGUCGCAGCGCGCGCGCGCGCGUUCUCUCGCGCGAUCACAGACGACGAGAAGGAGGGGGCGAGCCUCUCUCUCUCCGAUGAUACGCACGUGCGCUCGCCGCUACUCGCUACAUUCACGUAGGUGCGUGCGUGCGCGCGAGUCAUCGUCGCGAGUUGUCGUACGCGCGAGCGCGCGUCCACGCUCGACGCGUGUUCAGUGAAUAAAUACAUCUUUUGUUGGUUCGCCGCGUCGCGUUGUUUUUCACGCGCGCGCUCUACAACGUACAAGAGUGAGUGACGCCGGUUUCUCGUCGGCGCGUUCUCGGAGUUUGGUUUCUCGUCGCCGCUGCGACCGCGUUAACACGCGACAUUGUAGCGCGUGAGAGUGCAGUUCGGAGCGCGGAGGGCCGUCGCGAGGGACUUAGCCGCGCGCGUAGCCAUGGAUAUCCUGCCGAGCGGUAAUAUAUUUCGGGAGCUGCAGGACAUACACGACACCGGAUACUUCUCAGCUCAGCCGUCGCUCGAGGAUCAUUGGCAACAGACAUGCUACGAGAUGGAGAGGUACCUGAAGGACGAGCCGAAGCUGCAGUCGUACAAAAAACUCCCCACGGAACUGGACACAACGCCCUGGAACCUCUUCAGGGCGCCGCCGAUUUCGUGGACGGCUUCCACCGGCACGAGCGCACAAUUCGAUGCCCCAAUCAAAAUGGAGGUGACGACGUCGUCGGACGAAAGAGACCCCCUCUGUCUGGACGACAUCAAGUUUAGCCCCGGCGAUCAUAAUGAUAAUGGCCGCGACAGGGAUCUCCUGGACCGUCACCUCGAUUCCUUGUCGAUGUCAUCGUCGAGUUCGGCGUGUUCCGCGCUGUCUUGGGACAGCUCACCCUCCCUCUCGUGCACAGCGCUCAUUCUCAAAAAAGAGCCCAGCGAAGAUCUGGAAGAGGAUGAGGAACACGAGGAGAUCGAGGAAGAGGAGGACAGCGGGUGCGAAAGCGAAGGUCAGAUCCUGACGCCACCGCCGAGUCCUGGGUCGGGUCAAGGUCAUUCCAACUCCAGUCACUCGUCGAGUGGGAGUUCGAUGCUCGACGUGCACAACCUCAACCUUCACGGCACGGGCGGCAGGAGCGCCAUCGUCAGGGUUACCACCAGCAGUGCGCAGGGUGUCGCAAGACUGAUCUCCGUCACGGCAAACGGCUUCCCUGCGGUCGCCGGCACGCAACACGCGCACGCGGGUGCGACCGCGGCCGCGACCACCGUGGCCAACAGGCACCACGCGAGGAGCAACGAGCACAGUCCGCCCGACACGAAGCGCAGGCUACACAAAUGCCAGUUCCCCGGCUGCAAGAAGGAGUAUACCAAGAGCUCGCACCUCAAGGCCCAUCAAAGGACGCACACGGGGGAGAAACCGUACAAGUGCAGCUGGGAGGGCUGCGAGUGGCGAUUCGCGCGCUCGGACGAAUUGACACGCCAUUACCGCAAGCACACCGGCGCGAAGCCGUUCAAGUGCCGGCACUGCGACCGAUGCUUCUCCCGCAGCGACCAUCUAGCUCUCCACAUGAAGAGACACCUGUAAUCAAUCGUCUCCGCGAACGGUCCCGGUCGCGCGUCACACUCCGCGGCCGGGACCGUCGGGACUUCUUCCUCGUGAAGAUCGCGGGGAUCUUCGACUUCUGCGCGGGGGAUUCACGCGAUCCAGUAUCUUCCGGGGUCACUAGUAGCAUGCCGCAAGUAGAGAAGAGGAUCGACCCUAUCGCGUAUUUACACUCGACGAACAACCAUCACGACCGCAGAGAGAGAUUUACAAAAGUCGCUCCUAUCAGGGCGAUAUACCCGACGAGAGACGUCGGAUUCCGUUCCGUUAGGCGCGAAUUCGUCCUCUCGAGUAGGAUCGCUGUCGCGAAGACCGAUGAUCAGCGAGACGUCGUUCGGAGACGAUUGCAGAUCGAGCUCGUGUCUAGAGACGAUGCACGGGGGCUAUUCUGACGUAACUAUGUAAAAAAGGAGGAGGAUGCUUGACGAGCAGUCGGUCUGUCGAUCGAAUGGAUGCUGAAUCGGAUGCGAGUCACGUGUAAAACGACAUUACGCAUCUUCAGAUUGCAAUCCAAACAUCAGCUUGAUCAGCGCGAAAAGGCAUGAAACGCGAGAAGGAAAGGAAAAAGGGAGGAAAAGAAAGAGAGGAGGAGAGCCAAAUAGGCGAUCGACAACACGCUCGUCUCUAAGGGCCAAAUGAAUGGCGCGAAACGAAUCUUCGACCCCGGUAGCUCGUGCGAAUUUAAGGAAACGGAAACGUCGACGGUUAGCAAUGAUCUAGCAAGAGACUGCAGCCAAUGUAAUAUAAGAGGUAAGACCUCUGGAGAAGAGGGAGUAGUUGAACAAGAAAAAGAAGAAGGGAAGAAGAAGAAGAAAAAUAAAAAGAAGAAGAGGAGGGGGAGGAGGAGGAGGGGGAGGAGGAGGAGGAGGAGGAGGAGGAGUCGCCCGAGCCACACACGCACGGGAAGAGUCUCACACGAGAGACGUCAAUCACUGCCAAUUCGUUACAUUCUAAGAUCAGCGCUACCGUCGAGGAUUUCAAGCCGCAACUUUGCGAACGGGGAAGUUCUCGAGGACGAGGGAGAAGCGAGAGGAAGUGAGAGACAGAGAGAGAGAGAGAGAGAGAGAGAGAGAGAGAGAGAGAGAGAGAGAGAGAGAGAAAAUCGAUCAGAAAGGAAGCCCAAGUUUUCGUCGAUCCUCAAAUCGUCGCCGAAGCGCGCAAACACGAGCGCCGCGGAUAUUCACUCGCGAUUAAAUUGCAACAUUCGACGAACGAUAUACGUUCUGCUGCAUCAUGUCACAUAAAACCGUCUGCCCUUCUGGACAAAACAAACGAAAUAAGAAGAAAAGAAAGAAAAAGGAAUAUAAGAGACAAGAAAUCCGAUCGAUUCGACAACGACGAUGACGACGAAAUACGGUAUCGUACGCGGGCAUCCGCGUGCGUCGUCGCGCAUGCGCGCGUGCACUAAAAACUAGAGAAAAAUGUAGAGAUUUCGCGAGGACAAUAAAUGCAGACUGUCGGUGCCAAACGUUAUUUUCUUUCUCUUACUUUUUCCCGGGAGCUCCGCGCGGCUAUCCGCGGUUACAUCGUCGUCGUCGUCGUUGUCCGUCGUGUCUCCACGACACGAUACAACAGUCCCAACAGCGGCGCCGUCGCACAACGGAGAGUCGAGGCGGAUACGAGGCGCGGUAAUUGAAUACGUGAUUUCGGCCAGUUUCGACGGCAGCGAGAUUUACCGGCAUGCCCGGGUGCUAAUCCCGAAUUUACAGUGCGAAUUACAAUUAUGCCGGGUCGCACGCCGACUCUCCCGCGCCGCGCCGUUACAAGUCCGCUCGCGAAGAAGCUUACUGCAGACACGGUCCGACCGUUUUCGCUUCGCCAUUUAGGGCUGAUUUCCGUUGAAUGCCGAUUUGCACUUGAGCUUUCAAAGUUCGUAGUCGAUAGAGAGAGAAAGAAA